AUGGAAAUCGAUGAUGGGGAAGGUUCGUCUUCGAAUGGCGAUGAGCUGGAAGAAUUGAAAGAAGCACGACAUUCCGCGGUUUUAGAUUUGGAUUUUGAUAGUGAACAAGCAGCACAAACUAUAUGUCGAGUUGUUAGUGUUGAUAAAGAACCGAGUAGAAGUAAUGCAGUGCGAAGCUACAGUGUGAAUGGAUCUCAUUUGCGGAUGUAG
Messenger RNA from Cylicostephanus goldi, 210 nucleotides. NCBI's taxonomy places the organism in Eukaryota, Metazoa, Nematoda, Chromadorea, Rhabditida, Strongylidae. The record is from the annotation of a GenBank genome assembly.